AUGUUAGACGUGUUGGAAACUGCUGUUGCCGGUGUUAUUCUGACUAUUCCGUCCUUGACACUUGGUAUCGUUGGCGAGGAAACCUCCAGCCCCCGGUUCACCCAACAGAAGUCCAUGAAUCUCGAAGACCAUUUCGAGUUGAUCGAAAAGGCAAACACAGAUCCCGCUGCCCGUGAUUCUAUCCUACUUGGCAUUCUCGAGGACCUACAUGAUCGGCGCUGGCCUGACAUAGAACGUCGACCGCCUUGGAAGCUGACCGUCCUUUCCUGGGACACCGAGCCGGAAGGCGGCCUGGUAGUGCUCGAUGUGGUGUUCGCGGUACACCAUGCUAUUGCCGACGGGCGGAGCACAGCCCUCUUUCACGCAGCAUUCCUCCGCGAGCUCAACCGAUCCUCGGGCCGACCGGCACAGCUUUGUGGUCGCACCUUGAACCUGACAGGCGUCCCCACUGGGAAACGUGAGCCCCCACAAGAAGAUCUAGUUGGAUUUAAUAAAUCCUGGGGAUUCCUAGUUCGGGUUUUGUGGCGUGAGCUCGGGCCCGCCUGGCUCCAAGGACAUCAACCCGCAGCGCCGUGGACCGGGAAGGUCAUCACCCGCGAGCCAUGCAAGACACGGUUACGGCUCGUCAAAGUCCCCCGAAUCGCCGUGCCGCGUAUUCUAGCUGCUUGCAGGGCGAACCACACGACACUCACGCCAUUGAUCCAUGCCCUCGUUUUGGCCGCCCUCUCUCGACACGUUCCCCCGGAGCACGCCGUGGCGUUCCGGAGUUCGACCCCCAUCGACCUACGGUCAUUUAUUGCCAGCAGCUCGCAGCCUCAGUCGAACCGGGACUUGUUUGGCGUUUUCGUUACCGCCCAAUCCCAUACCUUCGAGGAGUCUACCAUCACAGCGCUGCGGGAGGGUUCCUCGGCCGAAGAAAUAUGGAGAGUGGCCGCAGGUCUGCGGCGCAGCAUGAAACAGCACCUAGACAAUGUGCCAAAUGACGAUAUCAUGAGUAUGCUUGGUUGGGUGUCCAACUGGAAGGAAUUCUGGCUGUCCAAGGUAGGGAAGCCACGUGGAGACACAUGGGAAGUAUCCAAUAUCGGGUCAAUGCCUAUCGUCGAGGCGGCGAGCGAAGAAGCGGAUGGAGGUUGGAACAUCCAGCGGUCCCUCAUGUCUCAAGGGGCCACAGUUGCCGGAACUGCCAUUAGUAGACACCUGGCCGCCAUGAUAUGUGAUACUCAGUACUGUGUACUUGACCACCCUUAUUCGAAGCUGUGGGACAGGAGCUUUCAACCUUUGGAUGCCUUGGCGGGCGUUCCAGAUUCGCUUAGCCUCGAGCCCCACUACCCCGAAGAUUAUCCGCCGAGCUGCAACAAUGGAGGUUCUAGCACCGUCUCGUUAGUGCAGGUUCGCGCAAAGUCCAACAGGCUGCGGCCAAAAGAUCAAGGCGUCGUCGUGCGCUUGCUCGAGGAUAUCCCGAAGUUUGGUCGUCGAGACUCUGUGUUCCGCAUCGAGCGAGGACGCAUGCGCAACGAAUGGUUCCCCUCCAUGAAAGCAGAGUACAUGACGGCGUCGCGAUUUCGCGAACUUGGCCUGACACACGAAGAUAUUGGAGAUCGCGAUACAACGUUUGGCACGAUGGCGGCUGCUGAUGACGCCGAAGAUGCCUCUGAGUUCGAGGUUCCCAAGGCGGUGCUCACAACCUCGGUAUGUAUCCCCAGAACUCCUUCUCGCCCCUCGCUACCCAGCGUUUACUUUGGCGAUGCUAAUGACAAACAAUGCACACAGCCCGAAAAGGCUCACACUCUCCUAACGACCAUGAUCCCUGAAGCCCUCAUAUUCCACCGAAAACCGAUCCCUGUGCCGGCCCCUCCACCCCCCACCCAACCCAUCUCUCCUCUUGUCGCUUCCGCAAAUACAAACACUGCGCAGGAUCAUAACAACGGCCCUCUCGCUAUUUACGGCUCCGUGUCUGCCAACGAUAUUGUAGCCCACAUCAAGGGGCUGCUAUUGAACGAUGCUGAGGGUAGCCAUGUCAUACUGGGGCCGGAAAAUAUCCAUUUUCAGGGCUUGGCUGAGGAGGCCGAUAGAAUCAAAGCAUUGGGUCGUUGGGAGAUCAAAAUCUCAGUCGGCGGCACCGGGUUGGAGCCCGUCCGGAAGGUUGUCGAGAUCCUCCCUCUAGACGAAGCUACGAGUGAGGGCGAAGCACAGCCUGCCCUAUGA
This is a messenger RNA of Chaetomium globosum CBS 148.51, 2205 nucleotides long. RefSeq lists its product as uncharacterized. NCBI's taxonomy places the organism in Eukaryota, Fungi, Ascomycota, Sordariomycetes, Sordariales, Chaetomiaceae. Gene Ontology annotation, molecular function: N-acetyltransferase activity. The coding region runs from base 1 to 2205 and encodes 734 amino acids. The record is from RefSeq and is a predicted model, not a curated record. The transcript is spliced from 4 exons.